CUUGACCCCACAACGUUUUGACUGUACCAUAGCAUGUUUUGGAGUUUGAUUUCAUCAAUACUAUCAUUGUUAUAAUAAGUAGUAGGUCCUUUCGCAAGGCUUCAUCUCCUUCAAAGAAACUCAUCAUCAUCGGCGCUCUGAAACGGCUUCAAUUUGACCAAUAUUCAACCGGACUCACCUCUUGAUUCUCAUUCUAUAAUGGAUCUCAAGAACACCAUCAAAGUUUUCUGUUUAGCAGGGCUUCUAAGUGUUAUUACCCAGGCGCAAUCAGUCAAUCCUGGCGUUGGCAUCAACCCCAAUGCUCACGGAGCCACAGAGAAUGUCACCCCUAGCUCAGGGCCUAAUGGUGCGAUCAAAUGGCUGAACAGUGGCAUGGAUCAGGAUUCUGGCUGGAAACCCCCCUUUCUGGAUUUUGACACCAUCAAGCAUAUCUCCAAGGAACAGUUCUACGAUGGACCAGGCUCUGCUUGCAGGAAGUACGACUGGGCAUUCAGUGCUGCUGCUGACGAGUUCAACAUUGAUGCGGCUAUCCUCGCAAUGAUCGCACAGCAAGAGUCGUCUUGCAACGCUGAUGCGGGCGGCUCAACUCCAGGUCUGAUGCAAGUCGCUUGCGGCAACUACCCCGGUGGCGUCUGCCAUCCCAAAGACAUUAAGCUCAACGUACGCAUGGGCGCAAAGUACUUCCGCGAUAGACUCGAUGAGUCGGACAACAACGUUUUGAAAGCCUUGGGCAACUACAACGGCUGGUUUACGGGCGGCUCGGGACGGAAUGGGAACAAGGGGCUCACAAAGAGCUACCCUUGCUCUAACGAGGGCAAGUCAAAUGGUGAUCCACAGAACUUGGACUACCUCCAUCAGCAAGUCAAUGGAUGGUUCAUGGGCCUUAACCCCUACGGCGAUGAAAGCUGGAUCGGAACGAACCGCUGCUCGGGUUCCUGUAAAGACGGCAAAGCUUGUUAAGCUGUCGAUCUCUUUGGCGUACAGCUGGUUAGCUCGUUGACUUUCGUAUACAUGUAAAU
Messenger RNA from Pseudovirgaria hyperparasitica, 1019 nucleotides. RefSeq names its product putative extracellular soluble lytic transglycosylase. The record is from RefSeq and is a predicted model, not a curated record. The transcript has 2 exons. NCBI's taxonomy places the organism in Eukaryota, Fungi, Ascomycota, Dothideomycetes, Acrospermales, Acrospermaceae. Bases 199 to 960 code for a protein of 253 amino acids.